Messenger RNA from Lactuca saligna, 423 nucleotides. The record is from the annotation of a GenBank genome assembly. Lineage: Eukaryota; Viridiplantae; Streptophyta; Magnoliopsida; Asterales; Asteraceae.
AUGACGAAUUCAAGUGAUUACAAACGCGUAUUCAAUCAUUUCGAUAGAGAUGGAAACGGUAUGAUCUCUCCAUCAGAGCUGCAACACUGCGUCGGAUUGAUCUGGAACAAAGAGAUUUUACUCGAAGAGGUUGAAGUUGUUGUUGAAUCGUCAAAUGGAAACAACGGAAAUUUAGGGUUUGAAGAUUUUGUUGGAUUAAUGGAAAGCGCAAAGGAAGAGGAGAAGUUUGAGGACUUGAGGAAAGCUUUCAGAAUGUAUGAAAUGGAUGGGACUGAUUGCAUCACUCCGAAAAGCUUAAACAGGAUGCUGAAUCGACUCGGUGAGUCGAGAAGUGUGGAUGAGUGUGUUGGUAUGAUUAAUCGAUUUGAUCUCAAUGGUGAUGGAGUUCUCAACUUUGAUGAAUUCAAACAAAUGAUGCUUUGA